ACUAAUAUCAGUUUGAUGAUCAUGUACAAGGAUGAGUCGGUGGACGUCCGUUACGUAGAUGAUUCCCGUUUGCACUUGUCGCCCUGUGGCUCGGAGUUCAUGUUGGAGAAAGCCCCUGCACGAUCUGCACAUCCUCUUCAGUCUAGUGAGAAGGUUCGACAGAGGACCAGGUUCGCCACCAGCAGCUACAAGGACCUGAUGCUUGGUGCUUUGGAGUUCAGGAACGAGUAUGCAACACGCCCAUACCUGCCCGAAGAACUCAUCCCGGACGACCACAGAAAGCAGGUCUUCAGCAUUGACCCUGAGGUGGAGUGGCCUGCAUGUUAUUCCUGUACUGCUGAGGUGGGCUUGAACCGAAAGAUCGUCGUCAGUUCAGUGGAGCGGAGUGCCAGUCUGCUGCUUUCUUCCUCUGGAGAGGAGUUCUCUCAAGGAGCGGUAUACCUGUCCACCAGAGUGGUCCAGCACCACUCUGUCUCCUGUGUUCCUCUGGUGUGGCGCUACCCUCUGUCUCUGGCCCUUCACCUCUGGCACGCCCAGUCCCAGCCGCCCUCUGGAGAGAGGAACAGGGGGGAGACAGAAGAAGAGACAGCCAGGGGGAGAGAUCAGACUGAGAGAGCAGUGACAAUGACAAACACAUCAAUAGGAGAGAGGAGGUCUCACCUGCCCCAAGCCCUGCCUCUCGGAUGCCCUUCCCCUCAUCAGCACAGGUGGAAGUCCAGGUACUCUCUGGUCCAAGAUGAACAGGAGGCAGACCAAGACCUCCCUACAGAGUUGGUUAAAGUGGUGUGGUGCCAAGGGGUGCUGUACAGGAUAGUGGAUGGAGCCAUCCCAGUUGUGGAGGUUUCUCCAGGGGAUGGUUCAGUCAUCAGGUCUAACGGAGUGCUGGCCAGCUACUUCACUCACCACAGAGCUGGCCCUGGGCCUGGGGAGGUAAAGGAUGUGACGUACCACCUGAGCAGCCUCCCCCCUGACACACCUGGGCAGGUCUACUCUGUGUGCUCUAUGGUGACUCGAGCCAGCAGGAUCCUGAAGUGCUACAACCAGGCCAGACACUCUCUAAAGCUCCCUGCUACACAGAGCUGCUUGAACCAGGCCAGACACUCUCUAAAGCUCCCUGCUACACAGAGCUGCUUGAACCAGCUCUACCCAGUUCUGUUGGAGAACAGUCAUCUUCUUAAAGCCCAGAGGGGUUCUACAGUGGUGGGCUGUGGUUCUAAAGAGCACGUGGCCCACUGUGAGCCGGUCAGCGAGAGCAUCGCGGAGGCCCUCCAGAGAACCUCCAAAACCAUCCAGGAUAUCGACAACCUCCUCUCAGCCACAGUACUUUCUAGAGACACCGUCAUGCAGGGCAGCGGAUAAUACAGUCCUGUGUGAUGUAGGGUUUACUGUCAGAAAAUACUUCUUGCAAAUGAGCAACAUGUGAAGCAGUCAGAAUUAUUUUUUGGUUUCAGUUUCACUAAGUAAGCAUUGUCAGCGUCAAAUGCAACCGUCAUCUAGUGGCAGUUUCAUUGCUUCUUUACUUACAGUUGAAGUACAGACUGCAGGAAAAAUAAAAUAGUUUUCGAUGAUUGUGAGGCUCAGAUAUAGGUUAUGGUGUCUAACACUGUCCUGCAGCUCUAACACUGUCCUGCAGACUAAUGUUUUGUGUUGUGCUAUACAGGAUGUGUGUCAUUUAUACUCCACAAGGUGGUGAAAGCGUUCCACAGGGAUGCUGGUACAUAUUGACUCCAAUGCUUCCCACAGUUGUUAAG
Molecule: messenger RNA, 1751 nt
Organism: Salvelinus namaycush (lake trout)
Lineage: Eukaryota; Metazoa; Chordata; Actinopteri; Salmoniformes; Salmonidae
Gene: c18h5orf34
Product: chromosome 18 C5orf34 homolog
Exons: 9
Coding region: 16-1359 (447 amino acids)
Source: RefSeq, a predicted model, not a curated record